AUGAAGAAACAGAAGCCAUGGUGCAAGAAGAGUACCUAUAUAGGCAAGAAUAUGAAGUUUAAGACCUUGAAGCAGCUGCUGCCAAGGCUUAUUGAGAAGGACCACAGAUACCUCCAAAUUUCCAGCAGAGUAUCUGUAAAGCCUAGAAUGAAGCUAUGUGAUCUAACAGGCCUUCCUGCGCCGUACACAUGCCCAAACACGGGCCUCUUCUAUUACGACUCCUCUGUGUACAAAAGGAUCUGCGAGCUUCCAAGCGACCGUGUCCAGAAACUGUUCCAACUAAGAGAAUUCGGAAAGACGCUAUCUCCAUUCAGAAGGUGA
This is a messenger RNA of Encephalitozoon cuniculi GB-M1, 321 nucleotides long. RefSeq lists its product as uncharacterized. Gene Ontology annotation, biological process: chromatin remodeling. Gene Ontology annotation, cellular component: Ino80 complex. The record is from RefSeq and is marked provisional. Lineage: Eukaryota; Fungi; Microsporidia; Unikaryonidae. The coding region runs from base 1 to 321 and encodes 106 amino acids. The transcript has a single exon.